GGCGAACGAAAGACUUGUGUAUUUAGUGUGGAACAACGUAUUGGACCAGUGACCACGUGGACGUGUAUUUCAGUUGAUCAGCAUGGCAGCCCCUGCGAAAAGCGUGGAGGAGCAAUUGGAAGAGAUGUUUGCGUCCGAUGGGGAAGUGCCGGGAGACGCGAGAGCGAGCACGGCUGCAGCAACAACUGUUCCAGAGGACGUGCCAGAGACGAACGACGAUGCCGUGGUACGGAGCCGAGGAAAGAAGCGCCUUAGAAACGAAGAUAAAUGGCUUCGUAACGUUAGGAAAGAACGGAGAGCUCUAGGUCAAGAGUAUGUAAACCGUAAGGGUAACCUUGUACCUCGAAAGGAAUUGCGGAAAAUCAGCGAGUGUACGUGCCGGUAUGAGUGCCACAAACACAUCAACGAAGAACAGCAGGAACAAGUGUUCAAUGAGUUUUAUAAUUUAGGCAGCCACGAUCUGCAGUCGGCUUUCCUGUUUACCAUGAUUAAAGUCGUUGAUAAAGCACGGUCUUACGUAGGUCAGCAACAUUCACGUAGGGAGAAGACGAGAUUGUAUUACUUGCUCAAUUCAAAUGGGUCUGAAACGAGGGUGUGCAAAAGAUUCUUUCAGAAUACUUUAGCCGUAUCUGCUGGAAGAAUCGAUAGGGUACUCAAGAAUAAAGGGGAAAAAGCCACCCCUCCUCGUGAUGGUAGAGGUAAAGGUGAACCUGGUAAUAAAACACCUCGCCACAAAGUUGAUGUAGUAAAACGUUUCAUAGAAAAAUUCCCGGCGUAUGAAAGCCAUUAUGCGUAUCAUAAAAAUAACGGUAGAAAGUAUUUAGGACCAGAUUUAAAUUUAUCAGUCAUGUAUUCACUGUACUGUGCAGAGGAGCAAAUGCCCGUUUCUCAUUUUAUUUUCCGCAAAAUUUUUUACGAAAACUUCAAUUUGUCAUUUCAUCCACCAGUGUCCGACUCUUGUCGAACAUGUGAUGCUUUGCAGGUAAAAAUAACAGCUGCCGAUAAUGAUAAGGAGAGGACGGAGUUAAUUGCAGAACGUGAAUUCCAUCAGCAAAAAGCUGAGUAUGCACGGGCAGGUUUACAUAGUGAUACAUUGCUUAGCAAAUCAGAUGGUAACGUUACAGUGAUAACAUUUGAUUUGAUGAAAACUUUGCCUACACCGAUCAUCUCAACUGGAGUUUGCUAUUACAAACGCUCACAAUCAGGUGACAGUAGCAGCAGCGAAGAAAACUGUGAUGAGCCAGAUGAAGUGGGAGUGCAUUGUGUUUCAAACACAGAGCAGAUAGUUGCACCUGAAGUUUAUGUCAAAGAGGGCAAGGUACUAUUUGGAUAUGACACGCUGAAGAGAUGGCAAGAAUACAUUGAAGAGCUAUAUCAAGGAGACCCUCUAACAGAUAAUAUGAUAGAAUUAAGCGAAGAAGUAGAGAAAGAAGAACUAGGGGACACAAUUCUGAAAGAUGAAUUUGAAAAAGCACUAAAAGAACUACCAGAUAAGAAAGCGGCAGGUGUUGAUGAUAUACCUUCUGAACUAAUUAAGGGGGGACGUACAUGA
Schistocerca piceifrons (Central American locust) is the source of this 1552-nucleotide messenger RNA. RefSeq lists its product as uncharacterized. Bases 83 to 1552 code for a protein of 489 amino acids. Lineage: Eukaryota; Metazoa; Arthropoda; Insecta; Orthoptera; Acrididae. The record is from RefSeq and is a predicted model, not a curated record. The transcript has 4 exons.